Messenger RNA from Linum tenue, 2623 nucleotides. The record is from the annotation of a GenBank genome assembly. NCBI's taxonomy places the organism in Eukaryota, Viridiplantae, Streptophyta, Magnoliopsida, Malpighiales, Linaceae.
CAUCCACAUCACCACCGGAAGCAAAAAUCCAAAUCCAAAUUAUCUGCAAAAUUGUGGAUCCCAAACCCGUCAAUCCCCCGCCUCUAAUUCUCCGCAACCCACAAACCACAAAAACCUCCGCCUCUUCUUCUUGCCAAGAAUCCAUGGCAGCAGCACCACCACCACCACCGCCGGGUCAUUCCUCCAAUUCAAAUCACUGCCCACCACCACCACCGUAAACCAUGCCGCCGCCGUCGCGUCCCCCGACUCCUCUUCCUCCUGCACCGCCGCAUCCUCAAUCGACCCACCUUCUCUUGACCACUUCCCACCACAGACCCAACAUCAACAUCCCCGAUUUCUUCCUCACAGCUCUCUCCAUCCUCUUCCUCUUCUCUUCUUCUCCCCCUUCUUCUUCUUCUUCUUCGUCUGCCAGUCUCAAACCCCAGUUCCCGAAAAUCCCCUCAAGCCGCAGCCGUCGAUUCUUUCAACUCCCAUCCAUGUCGGUCUCCAAUUCCAGCAACCGGCGCCGAUUCGCCACCCCCAAUUGCCUCUCCGAUUGGCUCAAGCCCCGAUUGGCCUCCGAUUCGUUCGCCUCCUGGGGGGUCAAGCCGGGGACGAAAAACGUCCACAACCUCUGGCUCGAGAUCUCCCAGGGCGAGACCUCUUUAGCCGAUUCUACCCCUCCGAUUCGCACGGUCAACGUUGUUACAGUUCGGGUCAUCGGGAAGAACAGCCGGGUCCUCGUGGAGUCGCAUCAGGAGCUUUCCGACGGGACCGUGAGGAGCCGGCACCGGCCCUUGUCGGAGAAGAUGAAGCCCGACGAGAGCCCUGAGUCGGCCGUCCUGCGGGCGGUAAGGGAGGAGCUCGGAUCGGUUGCCGGUGGGGAGGUGAGGAUUGUGCCGGGUUCGUACAGGGAGAAGGUGGAGGAGAGGUAUUCGGCUUCCUACCCUGGUUUGCCGGCGAGGUAUGUGUUGUAUUCGGUGGACGCGAUCGUGGAUGGGUUGCCGGACGGAGAUUUUUGCACGGAGGAAGCGGAGGAGUAUGGGGAAUCGGAGGAGAAGAAGGUUGCCGAUCAAGCUGUGACGGUUAGAAAGCAUUUCUGGACACACUUGGAAAAAGGAGCAAUCAUGGAGCAAAAAGGGAAAUUGGAAAGCAAAACUUUAACUCAACCACUUGUGAAAGCAGCUGGGUCACUACUCUGGACAAUUUCCCUCGCAGUCUUAACGGUGUUGGUUACAGUUUGCAGUUGAUCAGAUGAAAUUUUAUAGGAUUUUUGAUCCAUUCAGUAAGAUUCUUGGAAAUGUAAGAUACUGCUCUUGGCUGGAUGCAUAAAGAAGUUAACUUUCAGAAGCAGAGUAAAAGGUUGAUGAAUCCCAGGAAUGGAAUAAUUCCCUUCUCUUUCUCUGUUUUGCAUAUUCAUCCCAAUAUCCUGAAGAUCCAAGGACACAGAAAUUUGCAGUCUUUCAUAUUACUAUAUAUCAGUACAAAGCAAAAGCAGAAGCAAUACAGAACAGCAAUCAUGCCCAUGAUCAACACAGGAAAACAGAGCUUGAAGCAGAGCAUAGGAGGAGGAGGAGGAGGAGUAGACUAAUCACACACUACUUCAACUGUCAAACACCUUUUUAACUGCUUUUUAACAUACAAGCACUCAACCACUUGAAUUGAAACUUCAAACAUCAGUAGAGCAACGAGUCCCCUGCGGCCUGGAGCUCAGAGGACCUGAAGACGCUGACGCCGACGGCGAAUUCGAAUCCCCAAACGGCAUCACCGCAACACAAUCCACAUUAAACCUAUACCCACCAGAAACCCAGCUCCCAACUUUCCACCUCAGCUUCCCCCUCCCCUUCAACCUCAAAACCAUCCUCCCAGCAACCUGAUCGCGCCCCACCUCGUACCGAAAGGACGGCGCCACAGGCAUCCCCGUCGCAACCAGCGAAGCAGUCAGCAAAUUAGUCUCCUGAUGUCCCUGGUAGAACCCGGGAAUCGGAGUAUCGGCUGUGAUCUGCUGACCCCUGUAGGCCGCAUAGACCUGGAACUCGUCGUAGUAGAUGCCGACCCUCUGGUUCGGGUUGGUGGAGAGGAAGGUGAGCUGGAUGGAGGAAUUGAGGAGGUUGGUCGGGGCGAGGAGGACGAGCUGGUAGACGUCGGCUUGCUGGAGGGCGAAUUGGGGCUUGGCAGGGCGGAGUGUGAAGUAGAGUAUAAAGAUGAAGCAGAGGAUGGAGGUGAAGAGCGAUGAGAUGAAGUAGAUGAGCUUCUUGUUGAAUGGUAAGUGUUUGGGGAGGUUUGCGAGGUACCGUUUGUUGUUUGCUAUGGCGCAGUGUUUGGGGGAUGGUGAGAAGAUUUGCGACAUUUGUGAGCGGAAGAGAGAAGGGAAGGGAAGUUUAGAUGGUUAAGGAAUGAGAAGUGAGGGUUUGGAGGGAAAGUGGGUUAAAAUAGAGGGGAGAUGGAGGAGUGUGGAAAACAGAGUAGGGCAGGGGAGGAAAAAGGCGAUGGGGGGAAAAAACAGAGUAAUCAUGCUCUGUUUUGCUGUUCCAUUCAUUUCAUGUAAUAAUGUGUUGUAUGGGUAUAUAUGUGGGUAAACCAUAGUUUGGUUACGAGUUUUCUUUUAAAGUGUGGUUACCUAUUCACAUUAGUUUUUGAGAAU